This is a messenger RNA of Ogataea polymorpha, 3192 nucleotides long. RefSeq lists its product as uncharacterized. The record is from RefSeq and is a predicted model, not a curated record. Gene Ontology annotation, biological process: double-strand break repair via homologous recombination. NCBI's taxonomy places the organism in Eukaryota, Fungi, Ascomycota, Pichiomycetes, Pichiales, Pichiaceae. Gene Ontology annotation, molecular function: damaged DNA binding; single-stranded DNA binding. The transcript has a single exon. Gene Ontology annotation, cellular component: Smc5-Smc6 complex; site of double-strand break; nucleus. Bases 123 to 1736 code for a protein of 537 amino acids.
UGAAGUUUUCGCUGCGGUCCGAAUUUGACAAGUGGGGGUGGGUGAUUGAGAUUUUGCUACAGAGACAGCUGGGGACGUUUGUAGCCGAGAAUUUCUCGGACUCCAGUCUUUUACGCGAGCGGAUGAAGUUUUAUCAGGUGCAGAGCGACAUCACUGUGCGUCGGGCGGAGGUGUUUGACUACUCGGCCAGUGUUCCUCGGGGCAACUACUUGAAAAUGGUGGAUGUGCUUGUUUUCGACGACCGCACCGUGGAGUGCUGUCUGGUCGACACUAGCAAGAUACACAGCACGCUGCUGAUCGAGGACCGGGAGACGGCGGAGCAGGUGCUGUUGGCAGACCGCGAGAACCGCAUUUCUGCGGCGAUCUGCAUGAUUCCCGGCGGUGCUCUGCGGAUAUCCAAGAGGAACAACCGGUUGCAGACGGACCCGAUCAGCGCGUUCAAAAACCGCGGCUGGCUGAGUUUGCACAGGACGGGGGACGCAGAGAACCCUACUUCGCAGCUGGACCGGCAGCUGAAGGAGACGAGCGAGCGGCUGCGCGAGGCCGAGGCGCGGUGGCGCGAGAGCGAGAAGAAGCUGGACGGCGAGGUGGGCGCAGCGAAAAGCGAGAUCCAGGAACUCAGGCAGCGCGCGAUGGUGUUGACCAAGUCGCUGUCAAAGAUCGAGAACAAGCUGGAGGAUUUGCAGCGGGGCACGGGCAAGUUGGAGUCGCACCUGGAGGACCACAAGAACCUGAGCGCGCAGAUCCAGCUGAACGUGGAGCGGAUCAAGACACGCAAGGCCGAAAUCGAGACGUUGGUGCAGGAGUACCGGCAGGGACGCGACAAAUUUACGGCGUGCGGCAACGAAAUCAAGCGCAUCCAGCGCGACAAGGCCGAGCUAAACGCGCAGAUCGAGGAGCUCCGAGACAAGAUCGGCGAGGCGCGCGACGCCGUGCGCAGCCACCAGAUGAAGAUCGGCAAGUUCCGCGCAGACGUGAACAAGCUGGACGACUUUGUGCAUGUGCAGCUACCGCCUGUGAUCGAGACUCUGGCACGCCGUGCUGAGUCGCACUGCUCGCGCGAGGAGGCCGCGUUGACACCGGAAGACACGAUCGAGAAGGUGGACUCGCAGAUCGAGGCGAUCGCCAACACGCUGUCGAAGAUUGAGCGCGACGUUGGAGUGAGCAGAGACCAGGCGAAGCUGGACGUGAUUCGGGCGCACGACGUGUACAGCGACGUGAAAAACAAGUACCAGGACUCGGUGAAACUGCACAACCACCUCGCGUCGUCGUUGCAGGCGCGGCUCGACAAUCUCACCGCGACGGCCAGCCUGCUGAUCCAGGAGGUGAACAGCGUCUUUGAGUCUGCCUUGCGGCUGCGCGGCUUCACGGGUAAAAUUGACUUCGACUUUGCCAAGGCUCGGCUCGUGCUCAAGGUGUCGACAAAACCGUCCGAGAAGCUGCGGAAUGUGGAGUCGUUUUCGGGCGGCGAGAAGUCAUUUGCGCAGAUCGCGUUUUUGCUGGCGAUCUGGAAGCCGAUGCAGUCCAAAGUGCGUGGCCUGGACGAGUUUGACGUUUUCAUGGACCAGGUCAACCGUCGACUCGCGCUCAAGCUGAUUCUGCAGAAAGUCGCCGACAACCCCAAGACACAGACAAUUUUCAUCACGCCGCUGCAGAUCUCGCAGGUCGACGGCCUCGACCACCCCUCCGUCCACAUCCACGAAAUCUCUCCUCCAGAAAGAGUUACCCGGGCAUAAUAGUUUUCCAAAUCAAAUGCUCGAGGUCGUUAACGAGACCCUGAGAGAUUUGCACCACACGGUGCUUGUGGCCCUUCUGCGGCUGCCUCUCUGGGCAUGUGUGCUUAUCUAUGGCUACGUGCUGUUUUCUGUUUUGCGCUUUGUGUCCAGGUUCUCUUUUAUCAACGUGGUGCGAACUAUAGAGCCGCAGCAAUCGAUCUCUUUCCCUAGUGCACGCGGCACUGUCACGUUUGCCGAGCUUGUUCGCCGCAUGCCGGAGUUUCGCACUGGUGCCUGGGCGGUGAUGAACCCGCUGCUGUGCCACGGCCACCUGCAAACCAUGUUUGCGGGCCUCCGAAGCUUCAGGUUCGCCGAUCGGCUCUAUUUCGGCAGAGAAACGCUGUACCUGCCUGACGGCGCGCAGGUGUCGCUCGACAGGGUUAUUCCGAAAGCCCAGUUUGCCAAAGAGGCCGCCGCAGACGGCCAAUUGCCCGACUUCACCAGACGGCUCACUGCUGCAGAGUUGCAAGAGUUCGCUGAUUCGUCCAAGCCAAUUUUCCUCGUACUGCACGGGCUGUCGGGCUCGUCGUCCGAGUCCUACAUCCGGUGUCUUUUUGCGCGAAUGCCCGACUUCGAAUGCAUGGUGCUGAACAGCCGUGGCUGCGGCAAGACGCCGCUCACCACGCCGGUGCUGUUUAAUGGUUUCUGGACGUACGACCUCAAACACACGGUGCUGCGGCUGCGCAAGGCGUUCCCUAAACGGCCGAUCUACGCGGCAGGCUUCUCGCUCGGCGGCAGCAUCCUUGCCAACUACGUCGGUCAGACAGGCGAAGAAUCCGGGCUUGAUCUCGCCGUGGUGGUCGCCAACCCGUGGGACCUCAACCACUCGAGCUUCGUGUUUGAAAAGGACUUCAUCUCGGACAAGAUCUACUCGCCCAUCAUGACGGUGCCUCUCAAACAGAUGAUUAAGAGCCACUACAAGAAACUGAGCGAAAACCCGGAUUUCGAGCCGAUAUACAAAGAGCAUUUCCGCCACGUGAACAGCAUCAAGUCGUUCGACAACGCGUUCACGUCGCGGCUGUUCGGUUUCAACUGUGCUUCCGAGUACUACCGCAGCGGCUCCUCCAUCACCAGGGUGUUCAACAUCCGUACACCGACACUUGUGCUGACCGCACUGGACGACCCGAUCGUCGGCGGCGACGAGCAGGCGCUGCCGCUCAAGGAGACCACGCUGCAGCCGUACCUGGUGACGGUGUGCACGACGCUGGGCGGUCAUUUGGGCUGGUUCCGCUGGAACAACGAGCGGUGGUAUGCGCGGCCGCUGAGCAGGUUUCUCAACGAGUUCCACGCGGCACAGCUGGGCAAACCGUGUGUGGACGCGCGGUUUCUUCCUGUUAAAAAAAGAGUCGUUAACGACACGCUACUCUAGCUAGAAACGAGUGUGAAAAUGCAAUAAAUAAUGAAUAGUAUGUGAGUU